UCGAUAAGUCAAGUCACACAUGGAGGUUACGGCAUGUUUUUAGCAAAGAAAUAAAACUUUUAUGUAAAAAUGAUUUCGUGUAAAAAUUUGUUCGUACUCCGUGGCCGACUGCCGGCGAUCCGCGGCUGCCGCCAGUACCAACAAUAUCUGCGUGCAACGCUGACACCACACAGCUCCUCCAACAGCAGCUCCUGGCGCCCCACGGCACCGCACGCCGCCACCACAUUUAGGACACGCGAUGAGGGGCGACAGACAGUGCGCAGUUUUCACACCUCCGGCCGGUUGCUGGCCAAAGACUACUACCAGACGCUGGGUGUGGCCAAGAAUGCCAACGGGAAGGACAUCAAGAAGGCCUACUAUCAGCUGGCCAAAAAGUAUCAUCCGGACACGAACAAGGAGGAUCCGGAUGCCGGUCGCAAAUUCCAGGAGGUCUCCGAGGCCUACGAGGUGCUCAGCGAUGAUCAGAAGCGACGUGAGUACGACACCUACGGCCAGACGGCGGAGAACAUGAGCCGCCAGGGCGGUGGAUUCGGCGGAGGAGGCGCUGGCGCCGGUGGAGCAGGACCCUUUGGACCCGACGGCUUCUCACAGAGCUGGCAGUUCCGCUCGACCAUCGAUCCGGAGGAGCUCUUCCGCAAGAUAUUCGGCGAGGGAAACUUCCGCACGAACAGCUUCGACGACUUUGCCGACUCCAAGUUCGGUUUUGGGCAGGCGCAGGAGAUGGUGAUGGAUCUGACCUUCUCGCAGGCAGCGCGCGGCGUCAACAAGGACGUGAAUGUCAAUGUGGUGGAUGAGUGCACCAAGUGCGGCGGCUCCAAGUGCGAGCCGGGCACCAAGCCCGGCCGCUGUCAGUACUGCAACGGCACAGGCUUCGAGACCAUCUCGACGGGUCCCUUCGUCAUGCGUUCCACGUGCCGCUACUGCCAGGGCACGCGCCUCUACAUCAAGUAUCCGUGCAACGAGUGCGAGGGCAAGGGCAAGACGGUGCAGCGUCGCAAGGUGACUGUCCCUGUGCCGGCGGGCAUCGAGAACGGGCAGACGGUGCGCAUGCAGGUGGGCAGCAAGGAGCUGUUUGUGACCUUCCGCGUGGAGCGCAGCGACUACUUCCGCCGCGACGGUGCCGAUGUGCACACAGACGUGGCCAUCUCGGUGUCGCAGUCCGUGCUGGGCGGCACGGUGCGCGUCCAGGGCGUCUACGAGGAUCAGUGGAUAAACAUUGAGCCCGGCACCUCCUCCCAUCACAAGCACACGAUGCGCGGCAAGGGCCUGAAGCGUGUGAACGCGCACGGCCAUGGCGAUCACUAUGUGCACAUCAAGAUCGAAGUGCCGCGCAAGCUAACCAAGGAGCAGCGCGCCCUCAUCGAAGCGUUUGCCGAGCUAGAGCUGGACACUCCGGGCCAGAUCAACGGCAUCACCCAGCGCAAAAGUGGCAGUAAGAAAGCAACGUCGGGUGCGAGUGGAGCAGCUGGAGGGGCAGCAAAAGCAACAGGAGCAACCGGAGAAACAGCCAGCACAGCGAGCGAAACCAGCAAAGACAAGGAAAACACCGACAAAGAAUCCAAACCCAGUGGGGGAGCAGGACAAAGCGAAAGCGAAAGCGGAGGAGGCGGAGGCGGCUUCUUAAGCAAAAUCAAAUCAAUGUUCAACUGAUCAGCCGAUUGUGUUACGUUACGUUACGUUACAUUACGUUAUGUUUAAGCUAGAACAA
Drosophila guanche is the source of this 1708-nucleotide messenger RNA. RefSeq names its product protein tumorous imaginal discs, mitochondrial. Bases 70 to 1650 code for a protein of 526 amino acids. The record is from RefSeq and is a predicted model, not a curated record. Gene Ontology annotation, molecular function: heat shock protein binding; ATP binding. Gene Ontology annotation, cellular component: mitochondrion. The transcript has 2 exons. NCBI's taxonomy places the organism in Eukaryota, Metazoa, Arthropoda, Insecta, Diptera, Drosophilidae. Gene Ontology annotation, biological process: negative regulation of apoptotic process; protein folding; mitochondrion organization.